Messenger RNA from Lithohypha guttulata, 471 nucleotides. RefSeq lists its product as uncharacterized. The record is from RefSeq and is a predicted model, not a curated record. Gene Ontology annotation, cellular component: nucleus. The transcript is spliced from 2 exons. NCBI's taxonomy places the organism in Eukaryota, Fungi, Ascomycota, Eurotiomycetes, Chaetothyriales, Trichomeriaceae. Gene Ontology annotation, molecular function: DNA binding. The coding region runs from base 1 to 471 and encodes 156 amino acids.
AUGUCCGAAGAGUGGGAUAGCGUUACCCGCAUUGGUAGCAAGGUCCGAGCUGGUGGCGGCACUGCUCAAGACCGCGAGCGAGUCAUCAAAGGUCGAUCAGCCCUCAAUGCAGCUCAACGAUCAGGUGCUAUCGUAGGCACAGAAAAGAAAUUCGGCACAACGAACACUGGCUCACAAGGCGAAGGUCAACGCCUAACCAAAGUCGACCGAAGCGACGAUAUCGUCCCAACCAAGACCGUUGGCUCAGUAGUCGGCAACGCAAUCAGAGACGGCAGGCAAAAAGUUGAGCCAAAACUGACGCAGGCCGAUCUCGCGAAGAAGGUCAAUAUUACACCUAACCUGCUACAAGACUACGAACGAGGUACCGCCACACCAGACCAGAAGAUCCUUGGUAACCUCGAGAGAGUGCUCAAGAUCAAGCUGAGAGGAAAUGAUAUCGGGGCGCCUAAGACGCUGGGACCAAAGAAAUAG